Molecule: messenger RNA, 276 nt
Organism: Fonsecaea multimorphosa CBS 102226
Lineage: Eukaryota; Fungi; Ascomycota; Eurotiomycetes; Chaetothyriales; Herpotrichiellaceae
Exons: 1
Coding region: 1-276 (91 amino acids)
Source: RefSeq, a predicted model, not a curated record
AUGCCCACCGCAACCGCCACCGUCGGCUCCAAGAUCCUCGCCUCGACCUCCGACUACCAAACCGUCGAAGGGAACGUAUACUUCCCGCCCUCGUCGCUGGUGGACCAGUCCGCACUGUCGACGUCGCACACGCACUCGACGUGCCCGUGGAAGGGCAAGGCCAGCUACUACGACAUCACCGUGGACGGCAAGACGCUCAAGGAUGCAGCCUGGUACUACCCAAGCCCCAAGGACAAGGCGCAGCAUAUCAAGGACUACGUUGCCUUUUGUGAGUAA